AUGGCGCUCGCGAGCCUCACGCUGGGCUGCCUCGUCGCGCUCGGCGCGCACGCGACCUCCGAAGGCAACAUGAACGGGCUCUACCCCUACUCGCCGACGCCCAAGGGCCGCGUCGACCUGCUGCCGAAGGAAUACAGGGACUACCCCGGCGAGGUCGAAUACUACGACUGGUACAGCCCGCCGAUGGAGACGCUCUACAGCCAGGUCUGGUGGAAGCCGCUGGCGCCCACGGAGCUGCCGGCGGCCAUGGUCGCCAAGUACAACGGAACGAAGGCGGCCAUCGUCGGCUGGGAGAUGGACCAGGUCCGCGUCACGCCGCGGGGCGACGUCUCCGUGCCCAUCUCCGCGUCGUAUAACCACCACUUCACGUCCGUCAUCGCCGGCGCCGGCGCGACCUUCGAGAAGAUCAAGUUCGACGGCCCGCGCGACCCGCGCGCGGCCGAGUACGGCCUCGUCGAGCGGAGCCACGGCCGCGUCAACUGGGACGAGCCCCAGUACGUCGUCGCGGGCGGCGAGGCGCACCCGUUCUCCAGCGGCAACGGCGGCGAAUACCGCAAGACGCAGCACGGGUUCGCGCCCGGGUACGCGCUCGUCGUCGACUCGCCGCGGAGCGUGCAGGUGACGCCGAUGCAGAUCGACACCUGGAACCGCGACGCGAUGGACAUCGACGGGCCGCUGCCGCCGCCCUUCGUCGCCGGCCCCGAGCCGCGGGCGUCGCUCGCGCCGCCGGGCGCCGGCCACUCCGGGCUCCUGGAGUGCCCGAUGACGACGCGGCUCGGCAAGCGCGUCGACGGCGCCUACGCGCUCGUCGAGUCCUGCGCGUCGCCGAUCGUCACGUACCACGAGUGCUUCGAGGCCGCCGCGGCGGUCACGAAGAACGCGACGUUGCGGAACGUCACGGGCGACGACGCGGCGCGGCCGCCGGCCUGCUCCGUGGCGGGCGGCGCGGCCUUCUUCAACGAGCGCGCCGCGUCGACGGCCCGCGGCGCCGUCGUCUGCCCGACGGACCCCAAGCCCUUCGGCCAGGCGACGGGCGCGCUCGUCUACCACGCGACGGCGCAGCAGGAGGACGUCGGCUCCGGCGCGGCGGACUCGUUCGGCGGCGGCGGCAAGAGCUGCGCGCCCUGGCCGGCGACGACGCUCCUCGACCAGGCGAACCCGUCGUGCGACGUCCGCACGUACCGGGGCGGCCAGUGGGCCUGCCACCACAUGUGGUCGCUCCUCGACGCGGACCAGGACAUCCCCUGGGCCGACGAGCCGCUCGUCUUCCGCAUGAAGAUCCGCUGGUGGGUCCAGCCCUACGACGCGGCGGUCCACACGCCCGUGCGCCUCGGCGAGGGCGACGGCUCCGUGCUGCUCCUGGGCAGCCCCUGGGAGUACGACAUCCCCGAGUGCGGCCUGGGCGUCCCCGGGUGCUCGCUCCACGCCGACGGCGCCACGUGGCUCCACACGGUCCGGGGCAACAGCGUCGGCAAGGAGACGUACGUGACGGCGAACUCGCACUGCCACGCGCCGACGUGCCUCUCGACGGCCGUCUACGCGUGCCCCGAGGGCACGCCGCUCGAGGCCUGCGACGACCGCGUCGGCGAGCUGGUCUGCGAGAACGCGCCGGUCUACGGCGGCGCGGGCGCGCCGAGCCUCGCGGGCACGCGCUUCGACGAGCCGGGCUACAUCGCCAUCGCGGACUGCAUGUGGGGCUCCGCGGACUACGGCCUCGAGGCGCCGCGGAAUCUCACGGGCGUCCCGCUCCACGUCGUCAAGGUCGCCAACGCCACGCACGCCCACUACGGCGAGAUGUCGGGGACCCAGCCCUGGGUCAUGUGA
Aureococcus anophagefferens is the source of this 1824-nucleotide messenger RNA. RefSeq lists its product as hypothetical. The record is from RefSeq and is a predicted model, not a curated record. Bases 1 to 1824 code for a protein of 607 amino acids. The transcript has a single exon. NCBI's taxonomy places the organism in Eukaryota, Pelagophyceae, Pelagomonadales, Pelagomonadaceae.